AUGCCCCGGGUGAGGAUCGAACUCACGACCUUAAGAUUAUGAGACUUACGCGCUGCCUACUGCGCUACCGAGGCUCUUGAGUAACUCUCUCUAUGUUUGUGAAUAUUUGUAGACAAGUAGACUGUUGACCCUUGCGUUGUUAUAUAUUUAAACAAAUCAUAUGUCAAAAGGAAUGUGUCUUGCGAAAUGCAUAUUGCUGAUUACUUCCAAUGCCAAGGAGAUUCCUUUAAAACAUAGAGUAUUCGUCAGGAUUCAUAAGAGGAGAAAAGCGUCAUCAUAUCAUUAGCUGUCAUUAAUAUUUUGUCAAUAUGCUUUGUCCGGAGACAUCCAAUUUUAAACCACCACGACAUUAUAUAUCCAUGGAUAGGAGAGAUUUUACAAAAAUAGAUAUACCUGCUGUGAUGAACACUCAUUAUUUCAAUCACUCGGUGUCUGUGGUGCUUCCUGAUACUGUCACCAUUCCUGACACUUUAAGGAAUUGUCUGUCAGAGGACACGGAUUAUUAUCGGAUAAAUGCGCUGCGAGUCUGCGAUCUCUUAAGCACAGAAUUUAUUGAGGCUUUUGUUAAGAAAGGAGAAGUCAGCCUUAUGACAAUAGAAAACAAAAUAGAUUUGCAAAAUUCCAUUUGUGUUACUCCAACUGGAUACCUGCUACUUUCUUUGCUAACCGAAGACUAUCAAGCGCUUGGUUUAGAAGGCAAGGCAUCUUCCUUUAAUUGCAAACCUCACACACGUUAUGUAGUAACAAUUAAUCUGAAAAGUGAAAAUUUUGUUCCUGGUAAGAAGAACUAUGAAAGGACUCGAAUAGCGCUGGAACAACGUCUCAAACAGAGUUUUGAUGUUAUAGUGUCCUGGGAUCCACCAAACACUAAUUUAUGUCCAUCAUCAAUAGCAGCAUGGUUCUACGCACGCAAUUAUGAGGUUUGUCUCUGUCAUCAGACAUUUUCUCAAAGAACAAAAUAUUCAAUGGCAUUACCCACUCUUCAAGAAGGAUGCAACUUGGAUAAAUUUUUUGAAUGGCUUGGAAUCUUUAGCAUUGGUGGUGAUCUGUCUAAUGGAGAAACAGAUAACUAUGUAAAUACAUAUGAGUGCCCUCCGCUUUCUAUAGAUAUUGGACAAGUGCAGCAUUUACAAUGGACUGGGUUCUUUACACGACAGAAGAUGCACGAGAUGUAUAAUGCAUUGAAAGAAUACGUAUUAUCACGAAAGACCUUACCAUGGGUCAGUUUAGAUGUACAAGGAUUUGCAGAUAGUCCUACCAGCUGGGAUUUAAAGGAACACAUGUUUUUCACCGAUGGAGAUAACAGUUACACUAUCAUAUUUCAACUUACAGGUGAAUCCAUUAUACGAAAAAGUCUCAGUUCUAAUAAUAGACCCAGAAUAUGUCAAUAGAUCUUAAAUAAAUUAUAUUCAAUAACUUUAAUAAGAGAACAAUGUGGAUUAUAAGGAGAUUAUUUUUUUAAAUAAAUUGCUAACUGACAAACUCCGAAAUUCAUAUUGUAAUUUAUUUUAUCACGAAGAAGAGUUGAGUAGCUACAAGUCAUGCAUUUUAUUAAUAUAAUGUAAUAAAAUACUAUCUUAUAUAUCAAUAAAUACGAUAAGUUGAUAACACAAAGAGACAAGAGGUGCAAAACUGACAAAAGAUAAACAUAAAAUAAGUACCGAUUAUUUUUUA
Camponotus floridanus (Florida carpenter ant) is the source of this 1674-nucleotide messenger RNA. RefSeq names its product ribonuclease P protein subunit p40. Lineage: Eukaryota; Metazoa; Arthropoda; Insecta; Hymenoptera; Formicidae. The record is from RefSeq and is a predicted model, not a curated record. Gene Ontology annotation, biological process: tRNA 3'-end processing; endonucleolytic cleavage in ITS1 to separate SSU-rRNA from 5.8S rRNA and LSU-rRNA from tricistronic rRNA transcript (SSU-rRNA, 5.8S rRNA, LSU-rRNA); tRNA 5'-leader removal. Gene Ontology annotation, cellular component: ribonuclease MRP complex; multimeric ribonuclease P complex. Gene Ontology annotation, molecular function: ribonuclease MRP activity; ribonuclease P activity.